GUGGGGCGGUGAGCUCUCUCCUCUUCACCGCCUUUGAAGCGACGAAAACCCCCUGCAUGGUCUUGCAAAUCGCCUGUCACGGUGUGGUACGUCGAGCUGUGCUACCACUUUCGUUUUGUGGGUUUUGGUCUCAACGCAUCUCAGGCCCCCCGUCCAUCUCUCUCUCCCUUUGGCUUUGGCACCGAGUCAAUGUUGCUUUUCAAAUAGACACAUUCGUUUCGGCCUCGAGCCAGAAUCUCUCUUCCGGCGCACCAUUAGACGACUUAGAAUACCCCCUGACCUAGCAUUAUCCUACGAUAGAAACGAACGAGCAUUCGAUUGUCUGAAUUCCGUCUUUUCGACCAGUGUCGACCUCGUCCGCCCUCGACCUCGAGACUCAAUUCGCCCGGCUUAAGAUCAUGGGCAAGACCAAUACCAAUGUUGGGAACCUGGAGCACAAACCUGAGACGUCCCCGGCGAUGAAGGCGCCGCCGAGCUGGACAACCCAGCCGCCCAAUUCUAGCAUGAAUAUCAUUAGGAAGGUGAAUAGGAAGGCGAAGAGGAAAGGCAACGGUCCGCUGAAGGGCUUGGCUUGCUGGCUGCUCGACCAUCAGACUGGCUUCUCCUUCAGUCUCAUCGCCCUCCUUUUCCUUACGCACGUUUCCAUAUCCGAGGCACGGCCAUACACGUCCAAGUUCUUCACGCUAUCGUACUACAACUCCAACACCGGGAAAUACGCUGCCGGCCACGACGACUUCUACUUCAUGGCCUUUUGCAUCGUUCUCUUCACUGGCCUCCGUGCAGGCUUUAUGGAAUAUGCUAUAGCUCCACUGGCUAGACGGUUGGGUUUAUCUAAGAGGAAAGAAGUUACCAGAUUCUCCGAACAAGGAUGGAUGCUGAUGUACUACAAUGUGUUCUGGCCCCUGGGAAUGUACAUUUACUACAACUCGCCAUAUUUUCUCAACAUGGAGGAACUAUGGACCGACUGGCCCCAGAGAGAGCUUGGUGGACUUAUGAAGGGAUAUAUACUGGGGCAAUGGUCUUUCUGGCUACAACAGGUACUCAUCCUCAAUAUUGAGGCUCGCCGGAAGGAUCACUGGCAAAUGCUGAGCCACCACUUGGUCACCAUUGCCCUCAUCUGUGCGUCAUACGCCUACCACCAGACUCGGGUCGGUAACCUGAUCUUGGUGCUGAUGGACAUUGUCGAUUUGGUUUUCCCCCUUGCCAAGUGCCUCAAAUACCUCGGCUUCACUACCAUUUGCGACGUUCUAUUCGGCGUAUUCAUCGUCCUGUGGCUUAUCUCGCGCCACGUGUUCUACCUCAUGACCUGUUGGAGCGUUUAUUCCGACCUGCCUCGGCUGGUAACGCCAGCCUGCUACAAGGGCAGCGCCGACAAUCUCCAGGGUCCAUUGCCUGUCCCGUCCGAUUGGUCUCAUCUGCUCGAGCCCUUCCGCGACCCCGCGGGGACUGUCUGCUGGAACGACAAUAUCAUGUUCGGCUUCCUAUCGUACCUUCUCAUCCUACAGGUCAUGAUGGUCAUUUGGUCCACCUUCAUCGUCCAGGUCGCCGUGCGCGUGCUUCAGGGCAACAGCGCCGAGGAUAUCAGAAGCGAUGACGAAGGUGGGGAAGGCGAGGAGGAAGAAGAGUCCGAGUAUGAGGAGGUCCAGCCCCUCGAGAAGGAGGUCGGCGUUGAGGCCAUUGACCUGAAGGGGUGGGAGCGCCGCCAUGCUGUCAAGAGGGCCGCGAGCUCAAGUGGCGUCAGUUUGCCCGGGCCCAGCGAUCGUCGAAAGGAGUUGCUGAACAGGAUCGGGUGCGAGAAGCAAAUUGACUGAGGAACACUUUGCGCGAUGGCGAUGGCGAUGGCCUUCUAGGCUGCCUCGAAAACCCGUGGCUUGAUCGGUUGGCGGUGGAUCUGACGGCUCGAA
Messenger RNA from Phialemonium atrogriseum, 1904 nucleotides. Its product is annotated as TLC domain-containing protein. Gene Ontology annotation, cellular component: membrane. Lineage: Eukaryota; Fungi; Ascomycota; Sordariomycetes; Cephalothecales; Cephalothecaceae. The transcript has 4 exons. Gene Ontology annotation, biological process: ceramide biosynthetic process. The coding region runs from base 399 to 1811 and encodes 470 amino acids. The record is from RefSeq and is a predicted model, not a curated record. Gene Ontology annotation, molecular function: sphingosine N-acyltransferase activity.